AGAGAACUACCGAGGCGAAGCACCUGUGGAAUCCUCUCAAGAGGAACAGUCAUUGUGUGAAGGUUCAAAUUCAGCUGUUAGCAUGGAACUUUCAGAACCUAUUGUAGAAAAUGGAGAGACAGAAAUGUCUCCAGAAGAAUCAUGGGAGCACAAAGAAGAAAUAAGUGAAGCAGAGCCAGGGGGUGGUUCCUUGGGAGAUGGAAGGCCGCCAGAGGAAAGUGCCCAUGAAAUGAUGGAGGAGGAAGAGGAAAUCCCAAAACCUAAGUCUGUGGUUGCACCGCCAGGUGCUCCUAAGAAAGAGCAUGUAAAUGUAGUAUUCAUGGGGCACGUAGAUGCUGGCAAGUCAACCAUUGGAGGACCAAUAAUGUAUUUGACUGGAAUGGUUGACAAAAGGAUGCUUGAAAAGUAUGAAAGAGAAGCUAAAGAGAAAAACAGAGAAACUUGGUACUUGUCUUGGGCCUUAGACACAAAUCAGGAAGAACGAGACAAGGGUAAUACAGUAGAAGUGGGUCGUGCCUAUUUUGAAACCGAAAAGAAGCAUUUCACAAUUCUAGAUGCCCCUGGCCACAAGAGUUUUGUCCCAAAUAUGAUUGGUGGUGCCUCUCAAGCUGAUUUGGCUGUGCUGGUAAUCUCAGCCAGGAAAGGAGAGUUUGAAACUGGAUUUGAAAAAGGAGGACAGACAAGAGAACAUGCAAUGUUGGCAAAGACAGCAGGUGUAAAACACCUAAUUGUGCUAAUUAAUAAGAUGGAUGAUCCAACAGUAAAUUGGAGCAAUGAGAGAUAUGAAGAAUGUAAGGAGAAACUAGUGCCAUUUUUGAAAAAAGUUGGCUUCAAUCCCAAAAAGGACAUUCACUUUAUGCCCUGCUCAGGACUUACUGGAGCAAAUCUCAAAGAGCAGUCGGAUUUCUGUCCUUGGUACAUUGGAUUACCGUUUAUUCCAUAUCUGGAUAAUUUGCCAAACUUCAAUAUGUCAGUUGAUGGACCAAUCAGGCUGCCAAUUGUGGAUAAGUACAAGGAUAUGGGCACUGUGGUCCUGGGAAAGCUGGAAUCAGGAUCUAUUUGUAAAGGCCAGCAGCUUGUGAUGAUGCCAAACAAGCACAACGUGGAAGUUCUUGGAAUACUUUCCGAUGAUGUAGAGACUGAUACCGUAGCCCCAGGUGAAAACCUCAAAAUCAGACUGAAAGGAAUUGAAGAAGAGGAGAUUCUUCCAGGGUUUAUACUUUGUGAUCCUAAUAAUCUUUGUCAUUCUGGACGCACAUUUGAUGCCCAGAUAGUGAUUAUAGAGCACAAAUCCAUCAUCUGCCCAGGCUAUAAUGCGGUGCUGCAUAUUCAUACCUGUAUUGAGGAGGUCGAAAUAACAGCCUUAAUCUGCUUGGUAGACAAAAAAUCAGGAGAAAAAAGUAAGACCCGACCCCGUUUUGUGAAACAAGAUCAAGUAUGCAUUGCUCACUUAAGGACAGCAGGAACCAUCUGCCUUGAGACCUUUAAAGACUUCCCUCAGAUGGGUCGUUUCACCUUAAGAGAUGAGGGUAAGAGCUUUUAAACUGACGUCUAGUAGUAUAUCCAGGAUACCUAGCUUUGGUCAUCUUCAUCAUCUCAGUACAGUACACAUUGCAACAGGUUCACAGAAAACUUCGAUUCACAUUCUUAUUCAUAUGAAUGUUUUAUGAGUUGAAUGUAUUGAACAGAAUUGACCACGUGCUUUAGUAGUAAUGCCAAAUCUAGUAAUGCUCUACGUGAAGAAUCUUAAUUUUGAUGUUUUGUGAGUAGUGGAUUUGGAAGGCUAUUUUGUUUACUAAGAUAUUUCUAUGAUGUAAUCCUUUGUAAUAUGUCUAGCGAUUAAAAGGAACAUAGAGAUUGAUUUUUUUUUUAACACCUAAUUUUUCAGAGGUCUAAUGUUUGUGACCUUUUGUGUGCAUCCAUUUCUGCCUACCUCUGGGUGACGCAGAACAACUAACAUUCCCAUCUUGGGGUCAUGAAGUUCUUUGGCAUAAAAACAAAAUGAUUGUUAUGAAA
Molecule: messenger RNA, 2016 nt
Organism: Pan troglodytes (chimpanzee)
Lineage: Eukaryota; Metazoa; Chordata; Mammalia; Primates; Hominidae
Product: eukaryotic peptide chain release factor GTP-binding subunit ERF3A-like
Molecular function (GO): GTP binding; GTPase activity
Source: RefSeq, a predicted model, not a curated record